Diceros bicornis minor is the source of this 4947-nucleotide messenger RNA. It is a transcript of the gene RPAP1, whose product is annotated as RNA polymerase II associated protein 1. NCBI's taxonomy places the organism in Eukaryota, Metazoa, Chordata, Mammalia, Perissodactyla, Rhinocerotidae. Bases 396 to 4577 code for a protein of 1393 amino acids. The record is from RefSeq and is a predicted model, not a curated record. The transcript is spliced from 25 exons. Gene Ontology annotation, cellular component: nucleus. Gene Ontology annotation, biological process: transcription by RNA polymerase II.
UGGGCUGGAGGAACGGACUUCAGGGGACCCCGGCGGAGGGCUCUGUGCAGGGUGUUAAGUUCCUUUGUCGGAGCCUGCCCGAGUGUGUUUGGUCUGCACAGGAGCGGCCGCGGCGUCUUCGGUGCGGAGAUCCCGGGCACGGCCUUCCAUCCGCGGGUAGCAAAGGCUGAGUCUCGGUGAUUUCUCUCUGCUGACGCGGUGGUCUAGGGGCGCCCGCGACCGCAGAGCCCUAGUGGCAGUUGUGGGGCCCGACUGUAUACAAGUUUUGUAAUUCUUUGGGGAAAUUUUUCCCGAAGUAUUUUAUUCUUUUUGAUGCUAUUGGUGAAUGAGAGGGAAUCCCCACACUGAAGCAGUACUGGAAAGAGUUACACUGGGGAGGCAGCUGGAGUGUCAAGAUGCUGUCAAGACCAAAGCCAGGGGAGUCCGAGGUGGACCUGCUGCGCUUCCAGAGUCAGUUUCUUGCAGCUGGUGCAGCCCCUGCGGUACAAUUGGUGAAGAAAGGAAGUAGGAGAAAUGGCGACAGUAAACCGGACCAGCCUCCAAUGCAGGAUCACCGGGAUGUGGUGAUGCUGGACAAUCUCCCAGAUUUACCCCCAGCCUUGGUUCCUGCUCCCCCGAAGAGAGCCAGGCCCAGCCCCAGCUGUCCCCUGCCUGAACAUGAGGACCCUGAAGAGAGGCUGAACAGGCAUGAUCAGCACAUCACUGCUGUCUUGACUAAGAUUAUUGAACGAGAUACGAGUUCAGUGGCUGUGAAUCUGCCUAUGCCCAGUGGUGUUGCUUUCCCUCCUGUAUUCCAUCGCUUACAGGGGAGACAGGGGAAGGCAGCAACAUCUGGUAAGAGAAGCAUCUUUGCCCAAGAAAUUGCAGCAAGGAGAGUGUCUGAAGCCGGAGUCCCACCAGUUAGAGAAGUUGUGUCUACCCUGGACCCACCAGAGGGUGCUGUGACCUGUGAGGCACUCACACCUAGGGAGCAGGGCAGCCAGCUUCCCUGUGGCAGCUACAGCUUCCAGGGACCCCAUCUGGUCACAGGGAAGGGGCUCAGGGGCCAGGAGGCUGAGCAGGAAGCCCAGAUCAUCCAUGAAGAAAAUGUAGCGAGACUGCAAGCCAUGGCUCCUGAGGAGAUCCUGCAGGAACAGCAGCGGUUGCUGGCUCAGCUUGAUCCCAGCCUGGUUGCCUUCUUGAGAUCUUGCAGCCACACCCACGUGCAAGGAGAGAAGGCCGCAGAGGAACAGAGGCCAGGAGGCCCCUCUGUUGAGGUCACUGGAGAGGAGCCCAUCCUGCCAGCUCGUCAUGCCAGUGAGCCCAGGCGGGAAGAUGAGCAGGAGCCAGGAGCCCCAGCUCUGGCACUGCCCAUGACCCCCCACAAAGAAUGGCUGCACAUGGACACUGUUGAGCUGGAGAAGCUCCAUUGGACCCAAGACCUGCCCCCACUCCGGCGGCAGCAGACGCAGGAGAGGAUGCAGGCCCGAUUCAGUCUUCAGGGAGAGCUACUGGCCCCCGACGUGGACCUUCCCACCCAUCUGGGCCUGCACCACCAUGGAGAGGAGGCGGAGAGAGCAGGGUACUCCCUUCAGGAGCUGUUCCAUCUGACGCGCAGCCGGGUGUCCCAGCAGAGAGCACUAGCACUGCAUGUGUUGGCCCAGGUCAUCGGCAGAGCCCAGGCUGGUGAGUUUGGGGACCAGCUAGUGGGCAGUGUCUUGCACCUCCUUUUGGAUGCUGGUUUCCUCUUCCUGCUGCGCUUCUCCCUGGAUGACAGAGUGGAUGGGGUCAUCGCAGCUGCUGUCCAGGCUCUUCGGGCUCUGCUGGUGGCUCCUGGAGAUGAGGAGCUCCUCGACAGCACCUUCUCCUGGUACCAUGGAGCUUUGGUGUUCCCUCUGAUGCCCAGCCAGGAGGACAAGGAGGACGAGGAUGAGGACGAAGAGCCCCCAACAGAAAAAGCAAAAAUGAAGAGUCCUCAGGAAGGAAACUGGCCUCCAUCUGACCUGGCCCGACAUGAUGUCAUCAAGGGGCUUCUGGCCACUAAUCUGCUGCCUCGGCUGCGCUACGUGCUAGAGGUGACCUGCCCCGGACCUUCUGUGGUCCUUGACAUCCUGGCUGUGCUCAUCCGCCUGGCCCGGCAUUCCCUGGAGUCAGCCACAAGGGUCCUAGAGUGCCCUCGGCUGAUAGAGACCGUGGUUCAAGAGUUCCUGCCCACCAGCUGGUCCCCCAUGGGGGUGGGGCCUACCCCCAGUCUACACAAAGUGCCCUGUGCUACUGCCAUGAAACUGCUUCGUGUCCUGGCCUCGGCUGGUAGGAAUAUUGCUGCCCGGCUGUUGAGCAGCUUUGAUCUCCGGAGCCGCCUGCGCCGCUUUAUAGCUGAGCCUCCGCAGGAACUGGCCUUGCCCCUGGAGGAAGCCGAGACUCUGAGCACCGAGUCCUUCCGUCUGUGGGCUGUGGCCGCCUCCUAUGGCCAGGGUGGUGACCUUUACCGGGAGCUAUACCCAGUGCUGAUGCAGGCCCUGCAGGCUGUACCCAAGGAGCUCAGCCCCCACUCCCCUCAGCCCCUAUCCAUGCAGCGGAUAGCCUCGUUGCUCUCUCUCCUCACUCAGCUGACCCUGGCAGCCAGCAGUACUGCCCCUGAACGCAGCAGUGACUCUGCUGAGGCCAGUCUGUCGGCCACCUCUUCCUUGAUCACUUGGACACAGGUGUCUGGGCUCCAGCCUCUCGUGGAGCCAUGUCUAAGACAGACCUUGAAGUUGCUGCCCAGACCUGAGAUGUGGAGUGCCCUGGGCCCGGUGCCCACUGCCUGCCUGCUCUUCCUGGACGCCUACUACCAGGCCUGGAGCCAGCAGCCAAGCUUGUGCCCAGGGGACUGGCUUCAGGACAUGGAGGGCCUGUCAGAGGAGCUGCUGCUGCCCUUGCUGAACCAGCCCACUCUGGGCAGCCUGUGCGAUUCCCUUGGGCGCUGCUCCCCUCUCUGCAACCCGCUGUCCUGUGCUCCAGCCCCUGAAACUCUCUCCAGCCUCGUGUCACUGGGCUGUACAGGAGGCCGCCCCCCUCUCAGUCUAGCUGGCUCAGCCUCCCCCUUCCCGUUUCUCACUGCCCUCCUCUCUCUUUUCAACACCCUGGCCCAGAUCCACAAGGGGCUAUGUGGCCAGCUGGCCGCCAUAUUGGCUGCCCCAGGACUCCAGAACUACUUCCUCCAAUGUGUGGCUCCUGUGGCUGCUCCACACCUCACACCCUUCUCUGCGUGGGCCCUGCGCCAUGAGUACCACCUGCAGUACCUGGCACUCACUCUGGCUCAGAGAACGGCAACACUCCAGCCAGAGCCGGCCACAAAUGCUGUCCUCCAUCAUGGCGUGGCCUUGGCCCUGCUGAGCCGGCUGCUGCCCGGAAGCGAGCACCUCGCCCAUGAGCUACUGCUGAGCUGUAUAUUCCGGCCAGAGUUCCUCCCGGAAAGAGCUUCAGGGGGUCCUGAGGCAGCUGACUUCUCUGACCGGCUGUCCUUAGGGAGUGGCAGGGACCCUGGGUGUGGACGAGGGCCUCAACUAGCUCAGGCCUGCCAGGACCUCCCCAGCAUUCGCAGCUGCUACCUGACCCACUGCUCACUGGCCCGAGCCAGUCUGCUAGCCUCCCAGGCCGUGCAUCGAGGGGAGCUACAGCGAAUCCCAGCCCUGCUGCUCCCUGUGCCUAAGGCGCCACUGCUGCCCACUGACUGGCCUUUCCUGCCAUUGAUUCACCUCUACCACCGGGCCUCAGACACUCCCUCGGGGCUCCCUCCUGCUGACACUGUGGGCACAGCCAUGCGGGCCCUGCAGUGGGUGCUAGUCCUAGAGAGCUGGCGCCCCCAGGCCCUCUGGGCUGUACCUCCUGCUGCCCGCCUGGCACGGCUCAUGUGUGUGUUCCUGGUGGACAGUGAACUGUUCCGGGAGACCCCAAUACAACAUCUGGUGGCAGCCCUCCUGGCCCAGCUCUGCCAGCCCGAAGUCUUGCCAAACCUCAACUUGGAUUGCCCACUUCCUGGUCUGACGUCUUUCCCUGACCUCUAUGCCAACUUCCUGGAGCACUUUGAGUCUGUCUCUUUUGGAGACCACCUCUUCGGGGCUCUGGUACUCCUUCCCCUGCAGCGUCGGUUCAGCGUCACCUUGCGUCUCACCCUCUUUGGGGAGCACGUGGGAGCCUUGCGAGCUCUGGGCCUGCCUCUGACCCAGUUGCCUGUGUCCCUGGAGUGCUACACAGGGCCUCCUGAAGACAACUUGGCCCUCCUUCAGCUCUACUUCCGGGCCCUGGUUACUGGUGCACUCCGUCCACGCUGGUGCCCCGUGCUCUAUGUUGUGGCUGUGGCCCAUGUCAACAGCUUCAUCUUCUCCCAGGACCCAAAGAGCUCAGACGAGGUAAAGGCUGCCCGCAGGAGCAUGCUGCAGAAAACUUGGCUGCUGGCAGAUGAGGGUCUCCGGCGGCACCUCCUCCACUAUAAGCUUCCUAAUUCUGCCCUCCUAGAGGGCUUUGAGCUCUAUCCCCAGUUGCCGGCUCUGCGUCAGCAGUACCUCCAGAGACUGACCUCAGGGAUGCUCCAAAAUGGGGGAUCAGAGAUCUAGUAUAGCUACUACAGAUGAAGAGAUGGAUGCAUUCUCCUGGGGUUCACCAGCAGAUACCUGGCCAGACAGAAGGGCUUUGUGUCCUACGGGUGGGCAGGAGACAAAGGAGCAGAAGGCUUGCCUUCCUGGAAGCAGGCUGUAUGAACUUUUCUGGAGCAGGGUAAGCCCUACCCUUAAAUCCUGAUAUCUGGAGCUCAGGAUCUGGGGCUUCUGAGGGUCUGUGCUGGGAGUGAAGGGUGACUUAGCUACUUAACUCCCUCUUGGGGACAAGGCAAAUUUAGUAUCCCCGCCCUCCUCCCCAGCCCCAGGCCAUGGUAUAUGAAUGCUAUAGCUGUGCAUUGAAAUAAAAAAAUUUUUUAUCUCUUGGGAA